This is a messenger RNA of Aureococcus anophagefferens, 2799 nucleotides long. RefSeq lists its product as hypothetical. The transcript has 2 exons. Bases 1 to 2799 code for a protein of 932 amino acids. Gene Ontology annotation, molecular function: protein binding. Lineage: Eukaryota; Pelagophyceae; Pelagomonadales; Pelagomonadaceae. The record is from RefSeq and is a predicted model, not a curated record.
AUGGCCGCGGCGAUGGAGAUCGACCCCGCGGGCGCGCUGCACGAGGUCCUGGACAAGUACGAGGCCGGCGACAUGGGGUCCCUGGACCUGCUCCAGGGCGCGCCGGGAUGGCCCGACGCGCUCGCGUCGGGCAACGCCGGGUUCCCCCUCGCGAGCCUCGGCGGCUGCGAGCCGCGCUUCUCCCUCGCGGGCAACGCCUACGCCGAGCAGGCCUCGGAGCUCCUGAGUAGCCUCUCGAGCGCGCGCGUGCCGGACGCGGCCAUGGACGGCUCGGGCGCGUCCGCGGCGUCGCGCGGCGUCGCGGCGUCGCGCGCGCUCCACGACGACGACCGCUGGUUCGACCGCGCGGCGUCGGCGUCGGCCAUGGACGAGGACGUGCCCGACCGGGCGAAGACGCACUUCAUCGGCGCCUACUCGCCCGAGGCGCGGAAGCGCCGGCUCGCGGAGUUCCACGCGAAGCGCGAGCGCCGCGUCUGGACGCGCAAGGUCAAGUACGACGUCCGCAAGAACUUCGCCGACACGCGCAUGCGCGUCAAGGGGCGCUUCUGUUGUCGGCCUGGGCCAGCGCGCGCGCCGCCGCCGGCCGCCGGCGCCAUGGGCUUCUUCGAGAUGUUCGCGCUGGGCCUCGGCGUCAUCGCCGUGGGGACGACGAUGGCGCUCGUCUGGCGGACGAUGAACGCCAUCUACCGCGCCAUCGAGCACAUGAGCGAGGACGAGGACGAGGAGCGGGAGCGGCGCGAGCAGGAGGCGGAGGAGGAGCGGCUCGCGCGGGAGGCCCGGGAGGCCGCGGGCGGGGAGGAACAACCCAAGGGCCGCAAGGGCUUCAGCGUCGCCUUCUGGGACUUCCUCAUCUACAUGGGCUUCCUCGCGACGUUCACCUGCGUAGUGUACGCCGAGCGGAACGCGGACCCCUACAACACGCACCUCGCCUUCGAGGACUGGUUCACGGGCAACGAGUUCGAGUACAACGUGCCGUUCCAGUUUCUGAAUCUCAGGCACCAGGUCUACUCCUGGCUCGAGGGCGUCAUGGUCCCCGGCGUGCUGCCGACGGCGGUCGACGGGUCGAACCGGCCGCUGAGCGGCCCGGAGACGCACUUCCUGGCGGACCAGCAGAAUUUUCGCAUCGGGCGCAUGCGGCUGCGGCGCGUCACGGUGCCCGGGCGGUCGCAGAUCACGCGCUUUUUGCGGCACGGCGCGGACGCGGACGUCGGGCGCAUCUGGGAGCCGUACGAGUCGCCGCGGUCCUGCCGCUGGGGCGGGAGCAACGAGGACACGAGCGACUGGGUGAGCCCCGACGGCAACUACACCAUACCCUACCGCACGGCCGACGAGACCGAGGAGCCCACGCUCUACAGCACGACCACCUAUAAACGGUACUGCGGCGGGGGCCAGGUCUUCGACCUCAACGCGACGUACGCGGGCGCGAUCGCGGAGCUCCGCCGGCUCCGCGACGACGAGUGGCUCAUCACGCCGGACACGCGGGCGCUGCUCACGGAGUUCGUCGUCUACAACCCGGGCACGGACCUUUUUACAUUGUUCCGGGGUCUCGUGGAGUUCAUGCCCGCGGGCACGGUGAUCCCGUCCUUCAACAUCCUGUCCGUGUCCCUGGCGCACACGAACCGGGCGCUGACGAACGACGGCGUCACGACGACGAGCCGCGUGAUUUCCUUGCUGGAGUUCGCGCUCUACGGCCAGGUCUGGUGCUACAUCCUCCUCGAGACGAAGCGGCUCUGCAGGGGCGGCCUCCGGGCCUACUGCUCGUCGGUCUGGAACGUCAUGACGGCCGUGAACCUUUCUAUUUUCGUCGCGGUCAUGAGCCUGCGCUAUGAUAACACGCGGUGGGUGUCCGCCAAGGGCGGGUCGUCCAUCGUCGACUACGACGCCUUCCCGGGCGACCUCGCGCAGCAGAUCGUCUGGUACAAGUUCAUCGACGAGCUCAACUCCUUCAACUCCAUCAUGUCCUACUUCCGGCUUUUUAAAUAUUUGCGCUCCCACCCGGGCCUCGCGCAGCUGUCGGACACGAUCUCGCGGAGCUCCAUCGAGAUGGGGCCCAUCUGCAUCAUCUUGGGCGUCGUCACGAUCGCGUUCGCCGCGGCGUUCCAGCUCGCCUUCGGGUCGGAGCUCUUCGAAUAUUCGGACUUCCCCACGGCGAUGCGGAGCAUGUUCCGGGCCCUGCUCGGCGACUUCGACAUCACGACGCUCAUCGGCCCGGGCCGGGCGACGACGAACGCGCUCUCGGGGCCGUUCCUCUGCGUCAUGUUCAUCGUCGUCACGGCCUUCGUGGUGCUGUCCAUGCUCCUGUCGAUCAUCGACCACGCCUACGAGGACGUGCGCGACGAGCUCAUCGAGAAGGCGGGCACGGACAAGGUCGCGCAGGAGUUCAACGAGGACUUCCGCUACUUCGUGAACUUCCCCUUCAUGCUCGCGGACCGGCUCGUGCACCGGUUCAUCGAGAAGUCCGCGGGCGGCAAGGUCGACUUCGACAAGAUCAAGAGCCGGGAGAAGGUCGACCCGGCCAUGCUCAUGGUGCUCCAGUUCGAGAAGAUGACGACGGGCACCGCGGGCGACAUCGACGACGACGCCGGCGCCGAGGACCGCGCCGCGGAGCUCGCCGAGGACCGGAAGCGCGAGCGGCGCGCGCGCCUGCUCCACGCGAAAGCGACGCUGACGUCGGCGCUCGCGGCGCUCGCCGAGAUGCGCGCGGCCCAGGACGCGGUCGCGAAGCACCUCGGCGCGCCGGACGUCGCGUCCAUUGCGAAGGAUCGCCGGGGCAGCUCGGAGAGCGAGGGGCAGGGGUAA